Messenger RNA from Diatraea saccharalis (sugarcane borer), 1062 nucleotides. The record is from the annotation of a GenBank genome assembly. Lineage: Eukaryota; Metazoa; Arthropoda; Insecta; Lepidoptera; Crambidae.
AUGAAAAUGAACGCUUUAAAAUGUGGUUGUAAAGAAAAUCGUCCUCAAAUAGCAGGAAAACCUGGAUGCAUUUGUAAUAAUAGCAUACAAAAGUUACCAGCUGAUAGUUUUAAAAUACCUGCCAUACCAGCUGGGAGACCACUACACAAUAGUACAAAAGCAAACGUAAACGACAACAAGGAACAGUCUACAUCUGGUAAACCGGAGCUCAUCAAUAGAGAUGACAAGAAAAAAUCAUGGACACUAUCGGAUUUCGACUUGGGCAGACCACUCGGUAAGGGAAAAUUUGGCAACGUUUAUCUAGCUCGCGAGAAAGAGUCUCACUACGUUGUUGCGUUAAAAGUUCUUUUUAAAAGUCAAAUAUUAGACUCUGAAAUAGAACAUCAAGUACGUCGAGAAGUAGAAAUACAGUGCCGUCUGCGCCACCCGAACAUUCUCCGUAUGUAUGGGUAUUUUCAUGAUGAAAAAAGGAUUUAUUUAAUUUUGGAGUAUGCAAAACAUGGUGCUCUUUACAAGUUACUCAAGGAACGCGGGCGUUUCGAUGAGAAAACAGCGGCUAUCUACGUAAGAGACUUAACUAGGGCCUUAGUUUAUUGCCACUCGAAGAAAGUUAUUCAUCGUGAUAUUAAACCAGAGAAUUUAUUAAUUGGACACAACUUGGAACUAAAAAUAGCAGACUUUGGAUGGUCGGUUCAUUCUCCUUCUUCAAGGAGAAUGACAUUAUGCGGAACACUAGACUAUCUAUCACCAGAGAUGAUUGAAGGUAAACCUCACAGCUACGCUGUUGAUAUUUGGAGUUUGGGUGUAUUGUGUUAUGAAUUACUUGUUGGUUUACCACCAUUUGAUGCCAAAGAUUCCCACCAAACAUAUAGGAAAAUACGAUAUGUUAUAAUAAAAUAUCCUGAUUUUAUUUCUGAAAGAGCAAAAGACUUAAUGGGAAAAUUGCUAGUGAUAAAUCCUGAACAUAGGCUGCCCUUGACUAGUGUAUUGCAACAUCCAUGGAUUUUAGAGAAUGCACCAGAGGGGGCGAUACCUUCCGCUCACAUACAAGAACAAAAAUAA